AUUUUGAUGUAAAUAAGCUUAUAAAUAAGAAAUUAAUUAGAAAUUCUAGUAUUACUUUUAUAUAAUAAAUUAUGGAGUUUUGGUACACAGGAUAUUAAUGGGAAAUACCUUACCUCGUCGUGCCCAUGGUCAGUACGGUGGUCCUUAUGGACCUCAAAGCCCUUUUGGACAAGGGCCACAAGGCCCUUUUGGGCAGGGACCGCAAGGACCAUUUGGGCCGGGACCGCAAGGGCCAUUGGGGCAGGGACCGCAAGGCCCUUUUGGUCAGGGACCACAAGGGCCGCAAGGACUGUUCGGCCCUGGAUAUCAGGAUACCUAUCCGCCCCCGGCUAAUGUAAGCCCUCCGCCGUACGGUCAGCCGCCUGGAAUGCCACAGGGCUUCCAAAAUGUAGGAUACCCGGGUCAAGGGCCUGGCUAUCCCGGCUAUCUCGGUCAGGGUCCUGGUUUCCCCGGACAGGGACCAGGCUUUCCCGGCCAAGGACCGGGCUACCCAGGGCAAGGGUAUCCCGGUUAUGGGCCUCAUUAUCCAGCCCAGUCUCCUGCCCAGGGUUUAACUGACAUGGCAUGCUGUGCGUCCUGCAUGGCCUGCCUCACCUGCCUUCUGUGUUCGUGCUGUCAGGGUAUGAUGGGUGGUGGAAACAACAUUGGCGAUGACGGAGGGGUAGGGGGAGAGGGAGGGCCGAUACCGGGAGCUACGGAGGUCGCGCCCCCUCCCACCAGCCCUCAGGAGGAACAUCACGAACCAUGAAUCUUAAUAUAUAUAAAUCUCGUGUCACAAUGUUUGUCCUCAAUGGACUC
Messenger RNA from Colias croceus (clouded yellow), 798 nucleotides. RefSeq names its product spidroin-2-like. NCBI's taxonomy places the organism in Eukaryota, Metazoa, Arthropoda, Insecta, Lepidoptera, Pieridae. The coding region runs from base 98 to 748 and encodes 216 amino acids. The transcript has 6 exons. The record is from RefSeq and is a predicted model, not a curated record.